Molecule: messenger RNA, 3654 nt
Organism: Gadus chalcogrammus (walleye pollock)
Lineage: Eukaryota; Metazoa; Chordata; Actinopteri; Gadiformes; Gadidae
Product: B2 bradykinin receptor
Exons: 2
Coding region: 64-1287 (407 amino acids)
Biological process (GO): smooth muscle contraction; vasoconstriction; neutrophil chemotaxis
Cellular component (GO): membrane
Molecular function (GO): bradykinin receptor activity
Source: RefSeq, a predicted model, not a curated record
UCGGCCCGGAGCAAAGCAAGGAGAGACAGCAGGACGAGGCAGGUUGAGCUGAACAAGCCUCCGAUGCCCCUCAACGCCUCGGCCUGGCCGGCCCUCGGGGCCCCCGGCGACGCCCUCGGCGACGCCCUGGGGGGCCCCUGGGAGCUGCUGGAGGACUGCCGGUCCAACAGCACGGAGGCCUGGCUGUGGCUGUCCGCCCUGCAGCCCUCCUACCUGGCCCUGGUGAGCGCGCUGGGCGUGGUGGGCAACAGCCUGGUGCUCUGCGUCUUCCUCCUCCAGAGGAAGCCCUGCACCGUGGCCGACAUCUACCUGGGCAACCUGGCGCUGGCCGACCUGGUGAUGACGUCCUGCCUGCCCUUCUGGGCCGUGAACGUCGCCCGCCACUACCAGUGGCCCUUCGGCCAGGCGCUGUGCAAGGCGGUGAACGUGGCCAUCGCCAUGAACUACCUGUGCUCCGUGCUGUUCCUGGUGCUGGUGAGCGUGGACCGCUACCUGGCCCUGGUGCGGCCCCUGAGGCCCAGCAGGCUGCGCAGGGCCGGCUGGGCCAAGAGGCUCUGCCUGGGGGUGUGGCUGCAGGGCCUGCUGCUGAGCCUGCCCGUCCUGCUGUUCCGCAGCGUGCGCUUCGUGGCGGACGCGGGGGUGGAGGCCUGCAUCCUGGACUACCCCCACCCGGCCUGGGUGGUGCAGUACAACGUCACCCUCAACGUGCUGGGCUUCGUGCUGCCCGUGAUCGUCGUGAGCUACUGCAGCUGGCACAUCGUGGGGGCGCUCCGGGAGAGCCGGGCGCGCCGGCUCCCCGGGGCGCGGGCCGAGACCCGGUCCACCCAGCUGGUGCUGGCCGUCCUGGCCGUGUUCCUGGCGUGCUGGACGCCCCACCAGGUGGGGCGCUUCCUGGACACGCUGGACUACUUCGGGCUCACCCCGGGGUGCCUCUGGGGGAAGGUGCUGGACAUCGGGCUAGAGCUGUCCACCUACCUGGCGUACAGCAACAGCGCCAUCAACCCCUUCCUGUUCGUGAUCCUGGGCCGGAGCUUCAGGCGCAGGGCGCUGGAGGUGUUCCGCGCGGCGUGGGCACGCCGGUCCACGUCCCGGGACGGGCACUCUGUGGUCAGCUGGGCGGCCGUGAAGAGAGCCAACGACGGGCGACAGGUUCAUCACAACCACGAACCCAAAGGCACACCCAGCUGUUUGACCCCCUGUCCAACUACCGGAGCAACGCUGCAGAGCUGUACCGAUAAAGGGAUGGGAUGGAUACCGGGAGGAUUCAGAACCGACUCAUCAGCCUGACCGGUGUUGGGGCCAGAGACUAAAGACACCAACCACACUGUUACGCAUCUGAGUCGUUGUGUAAUCAGUAGUGAACAACAAUGUUACAGACGACUGGUUGUGUAUUCAGAAGUGAACCACAAUCUUACAGACUACUGGUUGUUUAUUCAGAAGUGAACCAGAAGGGCUAACUGCAUAUGCUAUUGUUUGCAUGACUAAGAGAUAGUUAGGGUUAAUGUUAUUAACGUGGCCAUCUGUCGACUCCACUUAGCCAUGUCCGUGAUGAGUCUGGUUUGUAUUAUGUAGAGUGAGCAGGACUCGUCUUGUAUCUGAUAAUGAAUCCCAAAGGGAUGUGGGGACGAGGUUAGCAUGAGGGCUAAUGACCACACCUGGCCAAUAAAUGAGUGUUGAACUGUGAUUUAUCUUGAAAGGUACUAAUUUCGAACCAAACCUAAUUUCCAGUUUUUCCUCAGUCGCUUUGGUACAUUUCUCAGUUCUACAAGCCUUCCAAUUUUUAUAACUUUUGGAGCCAAAAGGUCAGGAAAUUAAUAAUAAUACUAACGAUUACAAUAGGGUCUCGGCGUCAUUCGUAGGACCCCUAAUAAUAAUAAUACUAAUAAAAACAAUAGGGUUGCUAUGGAUUCGUAGGACCUCUAAUGAUGCUGCUCUGAUUCAACUCAAAAAUCUGUUUAAAAAGUGCAGUCCGAAUGUCCGCCAGCAACCGUUCUGACGGACGGACUUCAACAGCCGGUAUUUUGACUCACUAAUAUGGCCCGUUCAGACUACACGAUUUCAGCCCGAUUUUGUCCCGAUUCUUUUUUCGCAGACAAAUUUUCAAAUCGUACACGAUUUUGACAAAAUAUCUUGCAAACGUGAAUGACACAAAGUAGAGAGCAUCGCACCCUCAAAUCUUUUAGUGUGGCCAGUCUUACGACGAGACAAGGCCCGAUUUCCUGGCUCUGUGAUCGUAUAGUGUGACAUGUUAAAUCGUGGAGGAAUGUCUGAGAAUCGUGUAGUCUGAACGGGCCAUAAGCAAAAUAUAUACGAGGUAUUUUAUAGCGAUUUGAAUACAUCAUAUAUAGAUAUAUAUAUAUAUUUUUUUUAAUUGAUGUCUAGGAUUUGAACUAGUAUUAUCACAUACAGUCUUUUAUGCUGUGUCUCUCAUUUCACAUAUGCACUUUAUGCUCUGCCUCUCAAUCCACGGAUCAUCCUGAAGACAUGUGGGCAGAGAGCCGCAGCAUGAAGGAGUCUGAACAGAGAACCAGCGGGCGGUCAGCGUUCAACGCCUUCAUAUCAGGCCCAGACCGUCCAUUAGCAGCUGAGAGCUGCAUGCCUUUCAUUAGAGCUUCACCAUCAGACCUUUCUACGCAAACACAUCCCUGAUGCUGCUCAUAGCUGGUUUAUGAACUCGAACGUGUCAAUACUUUCUUCAUUGCUGAUUUCACUUGCAUACAUGAACUAAAACUCAAUGGUUGUAUAAGAAGGUUACAAUGAAACUGGGAAAGGCUUUUCUGGACAGCAUCUCUGCGCAGUCUUUAAUAUGCUGACAUGCCACGCAGACACGACGGAUUACUAUAAAUAUUCCACUCGUCUCUGCUGUUGGUGUACGUAGAGAACUGUUACACAGACAUAAUACUAAACAAAGAGUGGCUAAAUUGACCAUAAAUACUCGAUUCAAGAGCAUACAGCCAGGAAAGGUACUACUAGGCAUAUUUAAAAAAAAUAAGAGAAGCAAAACAUAAUUUAAUGAUAAGGACUUCUUUAGAAAUCAUCAUGCAAUUUGUUUGUUCUUAUCACACAUUUUCUAGAAUAAAUCAAUUUAUUUGAAGUAAGAUAAUAAAAAAUAGAAAUAAUAAUAAUAAUGUCACUGCCAUUUCUUCCGGUCCAAACUCCAGUCCAGUUGGGGGCGAAAAUAAAACUAAUAAACUAGGCUGCAUCCCAAUUAAAAGAGAAGAAGAAUUUCAGUUUGCUAGCGCUAACGGCGACUGAUUUACAAUCACACCAAUUAAGACCAGAGAUUCAGAACAAGAAGAAGGUGAGCGCUCGGAGGUUCGGUCAUGAUCACAACACAAUAAUGACCUUAUGUUGGGGUUAAGUUGUCGACUUUAUUGUUAUAUUUUCUGUAUUGUGUUGACGGUUUACCCCGUUGAAAACACAUUUCACAGUGAGAUGAACAUCUUCAGACCACUGGGUUCUUCUUUUCUUUUAUUGUUGUAGAAUGCGUUGGGUGUGUUCAGGGACACCCUUUUAUGGCAUUGUCUCGUGUAUAUUAUGAGAGAAAUGCUGUACCGUCGUGUUGAAAGAUCAAAUCAUAAAGAUAAAACUAGAAAAGAAAAAAUAAAUCUUGUCUUCGUUUAUUGAUCACAUUGGUUUGAAUAAAUCAGAUAU